Messenger RNA from Necator americanus (New World hookworm), 231 nucleotides. RefSeq lists its product as uncharacterized. The record is from RefSeq and is a predicted model, not a curated record. Lineage: Eukaryota; Metazoa; Nematoda; Chromadorea; Rhabditida; Ancylostomatidae. The transcript has a single exon. Bases 1 to 231 code for a protein of 76 amino acids.
AUGCUGCUUUUGAACCAUUUAAUUUGCAUAGAGGCUACUGCUAACCUGCUGACUCUUCGUGACUUCACUCUGGUUACUACUUGGGCGGAGCUUGCAUCGAAGUCGAACGAGGAAUAUGGUGUAUGGCUCGCUGAUCGUGGAUUGCAGUGGAAGAAGCGACUUUGCCCCUACUGUGGAAGCCCCGUUAACGUCGUUAAGCAGGCGAAUGUGGAUAGCCUUCAUAAAUGCUAA